Molecule: messenger RNA, 2574 nt
Organism: Halteromyces radiatus
Lineage: Eukaryota; Fungi; Mucoromycota; Mucoromycetes; Mucorales; Cunninghamellaceae
Product: transmembrane amino acid transporter protein-domain-containing protein
Exons: 5
Coding region: 89-2341 (750 amino acids)
Biological process (GO): amino acid transmembrane transport
Molecular function (GO): amino acid transmembrane transporter activity
Source: RefSeq, a predicted model, not a curated record
UUUUUUUUUUUCUUUUUUUGUUUCAUUGACCCUUUUUUUUUUUAAUAUCAUAUUAUAAUAAACAUCUUUUUUGAUCUGGCUCUUCCUUAUGGAACGUACACUUACGAUUGAUUUGCCAGUGGAACAAGUUGCGAAAGUGGUAAAACGACAUCUUGUUUAUCCACAAGUUUCUUUACCUCCUUUAACUUCUCUCGGGAAUGAGUCUUCUAUGAUACCCUGUCCACCACGAAAUACGAUGUCUUCUCAUAACAAUAAACAACCACAAGGAGAAGAAGAAGAAGAAGAAGAAACUUACAAUACCCAUCACCUUUUAUCCAGUGGUUCUAUAUUAGAUGACAUUUACAAAUGGACUGCUCAUGUCGAACACUUGGAACAACGACGACAACGUACUCAAUCUAUCUCUUUACCAGCAACACGAACACCUACUGUUGAUCCUCUUCUUUUAUCCCUCAAACAACCUGGUGGAUUUCGUCGAUAUUUUGUACUUACCAAGGCUGCGAAACAAGGAAAAAGACCUCCUAAUUUUGUUACUAGUAGUUUUGUGGAAUUUCUAUGUUUAUAUGGUCAUUUUGGUGGUGAAGAUCUUAGUGAUACCGACGAUUCUACUUCUGAUGAUGAUGAUGAUGACGAUGAUGAUGUUGAUAACUAUGAUGUCGAUAUUAACAACAAUCAAUCAAAUGGAUCCAGUGAUUCUGGUAGUUAUAGAGGUAGUAUACAGGUCGAUGAACAUAACAAUCAUCAUCAUCAACAACAACAAUAUUAUUCAGCGCACGAACAAGAAGAAGGAAAUGUGAUGGCUUAUCGUGGUCCUUUAUUACAUCAUGCUUCGUUAUCAUCCCUCUCUCACAAAAACAAUCAACAAAAACAAAAACAACCCUAUGGUACUACUUCAUUGACUUCUCCACCAUCUGAUACACAAAGAAGAAAAAGUUCAUCAUCAACAACAACAACAACAAUCAAACAACCAACUUGGGUAGGCACUUCAUCAUCAGCUUUACCAUUUCCUGUUUCAACAUUGAAAAAUGGGGAUCAUCAUCAACCGUUACAGUACCGUCAUUUGCACGCACGUGAAACCAUGCCACUACUUUCUAGAUCAAGACCUGGACAUACUCUUCAAGGAAAAGCAACUCCCGGAAAAGCUAUGUUUUUAUUAUUAAAAUCAUUUGUUACAACAGGCAUCAUGUUCUUACCUAAAGCGUUUGAAAAUGGUGGAUUACUCUUCUCUAUUUUUGCAACCAUUGCUUGGGCACUGAUUUCAUUAUGGUCUUUUUUAUUAUUGGUUCAAACAAGGUUGGUGAUUCCUGCUAGUUUUAGUGAUAUGGGUAGUGUCCUUUAUGGUCCCAAGAUGCGUAUGGCGGUACUGAUAGCUAUCACUUUAUCUCAGAUCGGUUUUGUUUGUGCGUAUAUGGUAUUUGUGGCCGAGAAUCUUCAAUCCUUGGCAUUAACAUUUUCAAAAUGUCGAUUAAUGAUUCCUAUGCAUUUAUUGAUCCUUGCGCAAAGCUUUGCGUUUAUUCCUUUGGCCAUGAUUCGCAAGAUCCAACGUCUCUCGGUGUUUGCCUUGAUUGCUGAUGUAUUUAUUGUUAUUGGUCUCAGCUACUUAUUCUAUUAUGAUGUCAAAGAAUUAUCAACGGUUGGUGUGGCGGACACUGUAUCAUUAUGGAACUCUAUUCAUUUUCCUUUGUUUAUUGGUACGGCCGCUUUCACAUAUGAAGGCAUUGGAUUAGUGAUCCCUAUUACUGAAUCUAUGAAAGAACCUCAACAAUUCCCUACCGUUUUACGACGUGCUUUAUUUAUUAUCACAUGUUUAUUUGUAUCCAUGGGCGCUCUUUCUUAUAUGACUUUUGGUGAUCAAGUACAAACUAUUAUUUUACUCAAUCUACCGAGUAAGGAUCCUAUGGUAUCAUCCAUUCAAACAUUAUAUUCUUUGGCCAUCUGUUUAUCGAUUCCUCUUCAAUUAUUCCCUGCUAUUCGAAUCAUGGAAAAUGGAUUAUUUACUACACGAUCUGGCAAAAAUAAUGCAGUAGUCAAAUGGCAAAAGAACGUAUUCCGAGUAUUCGUUGUUUUCCUUUGUGCAUGGAUUGGGAUUGUUGGUUCUAAGGACAAGCUGGAUAAAUUCGUUCCUUUGAUUGGUUCUUUAUUUUGUAUUCCAUUAUGUUUUGUGUUCCCUCCAUUGUUUCAUCUUCGGGCUCUUUCUCUUCCACCUAUCCGUCGUUUUGCAAAUUAUCUCCUGAUUGUAUUUGGUAUACUUUGUAUGAUUUGGGUUGCAGGCUCUACUUUAAGUCAAUGGAAUUCUGCCGAAAUCAUUGAUCCAGUAAAACAAUGUAUUAGUCAUAGAUCAUAGUUAUUAGUAUUAUUCUCAAUAUCAUCAUCAUUAUUAUCAUCAUCAUUUAUUUCUUACCCCAUAGUAUCAUUACCUGAACAAUAUAUACAUAUAUCAUACCCUCUCUUUAGUUUGUUAUUUUUAUCUCUCACACACAUAUAUACACACGCUUUUUUUUUUUUUUGAAGAUAAUAAAAAAAAGUUACACGAGAAAUGUCAAAUUGUUAUAAUAAAGGUAAGAAGACAGAUAUUUG